CACUAAGUUAGCUAGCUAGGUAACUUGCAAGACUAGCAUUACGUUAGCUUGAUAAUCCUGCCUUUAAACAAUUUUCUCAAUUUCCUUGGUUUCCUCUCUUGACAUGUUAACGGACAUUACCGUUACAGUUACUAACGACAUUAGCUAUCUCAAUAUUUUAAAGCCAGUUUGCAAGUUUACGUCGUUACACAUGGACUUUAGCCUUCGUUAACGUUAGCUAGUUGGUGUGCUAUCAGUCCUGUCGAACAGCUAACAGUCAGCUAACGAUAAAUGAUCCAAGCCGAAAGUGGGUCAGUUCAACGUGGUUCCGAAUAAAACGUUCAAAAAGCAGAUGCAAACAAGACUGAGGUUCAGGUCUCUGUCUUAUCUGGCUAGCAAACAUUUUUAUUAGGCUCUCAGUCUAUGGGCUCUCAGUCCAGUUCUGGGAUGUCCGGUCGGGGCUCCAGCGGCAACCCAGACCAGUCGGAACCGGAAGAAACAAAUCAGAACACUAACCAGCGAAGCCGCAGACAGACAGAGGGACAGUCAACAGCAGAAGAGGACGUUGAUCUAGCUCAAGUGCUGGCGUACUUACUGAGGAGGGGCCAGGUGCGGCUGGUCCAUGGAAGCGGGGUAACAGGUCUACAGCUUGUCCAGUCAUAUUCCGACUCGGACGAUGACAGCGACGGGGCCUGGGAGAGCCGUCUAAGAGACCGCUAUAACCCCCCUGUGGACUUGCAACCUGACACUCAUGAUGUGGACCAGAGUGAAAUCCGGACUCAGAUCCUACUGGCCACUGCUUCCUCGGGCAAAGAGCUUGCACAGAGUUUCCCCCUUAUGCUGAGACAGAGGGAACGGGGCCGGUGUCAAGGCUCCAGUUUCUCACAUGGAGAGUGCAGUCGCAUUUGCUCACAUUUCCUGCCCAACCACGUGGCCCACCAGGACACGUAUCAGCAGAAAGCAUUCUGCGGGGUCUACAGCGAUGAUGGCGACACCUUCCUGUCAGCGUGCCAGGACCAGAACAUCCGCGUGUACGACACCAGCAGGGGGCGCUUCGCCCUGAAGCGCACGGUGAAGGCGAGGGACGUCGGCUGGAGCGUGCUGGACGUCUGCUUCUCCCCUGACUCCCGCUCUGUGCUCUAUUCCAGCUGGUCUGACUACAUUCAUGUCUGCAGUGUCGAUGGAGACAGUGAAACCCACACCGCUCUAGACCUGAACCCAGACGAGCGGAGGUUCUGCGUCUUCUCUCUUGCGGCAUCGACUGAUGGCAAAGAGAUCCUUGGGGGCGCAAACGACGGCUGCCUCUACGUCUUCGACCGCGAGCAAAACAAGAGAACGCUCAAGAUCGACGCUCACGAGGACGACGUGAACGCGGUGGCCUUCGCCGACGGCUCGUCCCAGCUGCUGUUCUCCGGCAGCGACGACGCCCUGUGCAAAGUGUGGGACCGCCGGACGCUGCGGGAGGACCGGCCGCAGCCCGUGGGCCAGCUGGCCGGGCACCGGGACGGCAUCACCUUCAUACACAGCAAAGGCGACGCACGCUAUCUCAUCAGCAAUUCCAAGGACCAGACCAUCAAGCUGUGGGACGUGAGGAAGUUCUCCCCGAAGGAGGGGCUGGCGGCCACCAGGCUGGCCGUCACCCAGCAGAACUGGGACUACCGAUGGCAGCAGGUCCCCCAGAGAGCUCUGAAGAAGCACAAGUUGACGGGGGACACCUCGGUGAUGACGUACCGCGGUCACGGUGUCCAGCACACGCUCAUUCGCUGCCGCUUCUCCCCUGCGUUCAGCACCGGCCAGAAGUUCAUCUACACCGGCUGUUCCACGGGGAAAAUCGUCAUCUAUGACGUGCUGACAGGCAGUGUGGUUUCCAAACUGUCUGACCACGAUGCCUGUGUGAGAGACGUCAGCUGGCACCCCUACCAGGACAACAUGAUUAGCAGCUCUUGGGACGGAGCCGUGAGGCUGUGGGUGCACAGGCAGACUCACCCGCUGGAUGAGGACAGGGAGCGCGAGCGUGCCCCCGUCGCGCCGGGAGAACCGAAGGAGGGGAAGUAACCGCGGCCUCCCGCGCCGUGGGAUCCGCGGGAGGAGCAGCAGAGCGGGGGAGGAGCCAGCGGCUAGAGCAGAAACCUUAUCAGUCUGCUCCGGGCGUUCGCGCCAUGAUUGCGAAAGGGUUUUAUUCCCACUUUCAGGUGUGUUUUUGCCUUUGCAAAAAGCCAUUUUAUGUCUCCAACUGCAAAACCACAGAAACCUGCAGUGUAAUUGUGUUUAAGAUAAAGAAGAGGGACUUUUUAUUAAUCCUCCGCUUAAAGAAAAAACUAUAGCUCUUUGGCUUGGCCUGAACUGAUUUAUAUAAUACAAUUAAAACCAUGUACAAAGUGCUUCCUCCAAGAGCGCUUACUGACAAUGGUUUUUCUAAACCUAAAAGUGUAAAUAGAUGCAAAGCAGUGAGAAAAUGACUACCUGCAAUAUCUUUUAAGUUGCUUUUUGAUAAAAGCUUCAGCAAAGUAAUUUGUUUAAAAUUUAGGAACUUGGAAAUUUGACUGUGUAUACAGAAAAAAAAAUAUUCCAAAUGUAAUUUUUAUGCUUAAUACUUUAUUCACCUUAACUUCCAGCCCAUUAGAUGAAAAGAAGAAAAAACUUAUUUUGUAAACAAAUGUACACAUUUUCUGAUUUAAAGAUGUCAAUGGCUGUCGGUGUGUGUUGAAGAAACGUGUGCAUACAUGGUCACGGUGAAGGGUCUGGUAAUGUGUGUGCAUAUGCGUGCGUAGGCGUGUAUGCAGUUUUGAAUGUGUUCUGUACGUCAGUGUCUGUUUCACUUGCAUUACCCAUGUUUUACCAUAAUAAUAAACAAUUACAGUAUGUAAAUGUA
Molecule: messenger RNA, 2851 nt
Organism: Anguilla rostrata (American eel)
Lineage: Eukaryota; Metazoa; Chordata; Actinopteri; Anguilliformes; Anguillidae
Gene: dcaf11
Product: ddb1 and cul4 associated factor 11
Exons: 15
Coding region: 403-2034 (543 amino acids)
Biological process (GO): proteasome-mediated ubiquitin-dependent protein catabolic process
Cellular component (GO): Cul4-RING E3 ubiquitin ligase complex
Molecular function (GO): protein binding
Source: RefSeq, a predicted model, not a curated record